AUGGCUCUGCGACCUCCGGAUGAGACCGAGCUCCAGGACAAGGUGUGCUACCCACCGGAGAGGCUGCAGAGCAGCCCCCAACCCCUAGCUGCCUACUACGCACCUUUUGCCGCCUACGGUCCCUACAGGAGCGCCUUGAGCGCGGCGGAGGAUUUCCAACCUUUCCCGCAGCUGGACGGCGCCGUGGCCGCGCCCCAGGCCAUGGCCUCCUUCGCCUUCCGGAUGGCACCUCCCUUGUUGAGUCCCAGUCUGGCUCUCCAGCGGGAACCGUUCUACGAUGUGCCCUGGUACAGCAAGUGGCCGCCAUGGUACCCGAUCGCCCACCUCCCUGGGGAGGUGCCAUACUUAAUGAGCGGCGGCCGCGAGUACACGGGCGCCAGCAAUGAGGAUUUGGGCCGCAGCGACGGGGCCCAGUACCGUGGCCCCGAGCCUGUAAUGCUGCCGGCCUCUGCGGAGGCGUCCCUGGUCCCUGAGGGGCUGAAGUCUGCUCAGUUAGCGUCUUGCUCCCCGCCAAAGCAGUCUGAGGACGGCCCCAAAGCUCCGAGCCCGGAGAGGAAGUCGCCUCAACGCUUCCACUUCACCGAGGAGGACCUGCAGCUGGUUCUGUAUGGGAUCACUCCCAGCCUGGAGCACCCAGCCCUCCUGCAGCACGCCGUUUCCGGCGUCCCGGUCCCCGCAGACAGCGCUGCCUCAGGGUCCGAUUCGCUUCCUCAAACUCUGGACAAAGACUCCCUUCAACUUCCAGAAGGUCUCCGCCUCCUGCGGACAAUGUUCGGGAAAGUCUCGCAUUUUGGGGUGUUCUGCAGCAGCUUCAUUGCCAAGGGAGUCAGGUUCGGGCCCUUUCAAGGCAAAGUGGUCCAAGCCAGCGAAGUCAAGACCUGCCGAGACAAUUCUGUGAUGUGGGAGAUCUUUGAAGAUGGUCAUUUAAGCCACUUUAUAGAUGGAAAAGGCACUGGGAACUGGAUGUCCUAUGUCAACUGUGCCCGCUUCCCCAAGGAGCAGAACCUAGUUGCCGUGCAGUGCCAAGGGCAGAUAUUUUAUGAGAGCUGCAAGGAGAUCUACCAGAACCAAGAGCUCCUUGUGUGGUAUGGCGACUGCUAUGAGAAGUUUCUGGACAUUCCUGUGAGUCUCCAGGUCACAGAGCCGGGCAAGCAGCCAUCCGGGCCCUCUGAAGAGUCUGCAGAAGGUUACAGAUGUGAGAGAUGUGGAAAAGUGUUUACCUACAAAUACUACAGAGAUAAGCACCUCAAGUACACCCCCUGCGUGGACAAGGGUGAUAGGAAAUUUCCCUGUUCUCUCUGCAAACGGUCCUUUGAGAAGCGGGACCGGCUCCGGAUCCACAUCCUCCAUGUUCAUGAGAAGCAUCGGCCUCACAAGUGCUCCACUUGUGGGAAGUGUUUCUCUCAGUCUUCCAGCCUGAACAAACACAUGCGUGUCCACUCUGGAGACAGACCGUACCAGUGUGUGUAUUGCACAAAGAAAUUCACUGCCUCCAGCAUACUCCGCACACAUAUCAGACAGCACUCCGGGGAGAAGCCCUUCAAAUGCAAGUACUGUGGCAAAUCUUUUGCAUCGCAUGCGGCCCAUGACAGCCAUGUCCGGCGCUCCCACAAGGAGGAUGAAGGCUGCUCCUGCAGUGUUUGUGGAAAGACCUUCGCAGGUCAGGACGCUGCCUGCUCGCACAUGAAGUCUCACGAACACUACUAG
Molecule: messenger RNA, 1707 nt
Organism: Lepus europaeus (European hare)
Lineage: Eukaryota; Metazoa; Chordata; Mammalia; Lagomorpha; Leporidae
Gene: PRDM14
Product: PR/SET domain 14
Exons: 7
Coding region: 1-1707 (568 amino acids)
Biological process (GO): regulation of transcription by RNA polymerase II
Cellular component (GO): nucleus
Molecular function (GO): RNA polymerase II transcription regulatory region sequence-specific DNA binding; protein binding
Source: RefSeq, a predicted model, not a curated record